This is a messenger RNA of Acanthamoeba castellanii str. Neff, 1824 nucleotides long. RefSeq lists its product as uncharacterized. Bases 1 to 1824 code for a protein of 607 amino acids. The transcript has 4 exons. Lineage: Eukaryota; Discosea; Longamoebia; Acanthamoebidae. The record is from RefSeq and is a predicted model, not a curated record.
AUGGCCGACCAGUGCUGUCCACCGCCGCCCGGCAGGCCGCGCGGGCGUUACAUGACCGGCGGCCUGGCCGGCGCAGGUGGUGCCCCGGGCGCCGCCGUUGCCGGUGCGCCGCCACAGAUGCCCAACGUCGGCAUGCCCGCCCUGGCGCCCCACGUCAUGCCGGCGCAGACCACCUUUGCCUCGGCCUUCGCCUCUUCCGCCGAUCCCUCCGCCGCCGCCGCGGGCCUUGCCGACCCCUACGCCCAGCCGCAAGCCAAGAAGCAGCGCAGCGAGCCCAACGGCGGUGCCGGGGCUGGAAUGAUCGGAGUGCCGCUGCUGUACGACGGCGCGCAGGGUGGUACGACCACGUCGACGUCGACGGCGGCGGAGCUGAGCCAGAUCAAGUCGCUGAUGUCGAUGCUGAUCGAGCAGGUGCGCGAGGUCAAGCGCGAGAACGCCGACCUGCGCGAGGAGGUGCUCGAUAUGCGCAUACGCCUGGACGACAACGACGCCAUACACAAGCGGCACAUGGACGAGCUGCGCCGCGAGGUGGCCGCCGCCGGGCUGAAGGGACCGCGCAAGGGCCGCCGAUCGCACGAUUCGUCGCCGUCGUCGUCGUCGUCGGCCUUGUCGCUCUCGACCACUACGCUCGCCAACAGCGGUAACACGACGGCCAACGUGCUCGAGUCGGCACUCCAGCGGCAGGCCAUCAUGACCACCCUGCCCUUCGUCCGGGAGUACAGCGAAUAUCUGGACUCGUUCGUGCUCAACGACGUCAUGACGGAUGCGUUUGCGGUGUUCUACAUGGGGGAGCCCAAGUCAGUCGAGGAGCUCUCCGUCAAUCCGCCGGUGUUCGUGCACGCCUCGCCGGCCUGCUGUGCGCUCACCGGAUUCACCCAGGAGGAGCUGAUGGGCAAGCCGAUCUUCAUGCUCUGCCAGACGGAGAAGGAAAUGAUCUUCGUCAUCCUCACGCGCAUCUUCAGCAAGCCCACCAAGCCCACGGGCGAAAUCUUCGUCACCACCAUGACCUGGGCCACCAAGGACAAGCGCGCCCUCGUCGUGCGCCUGCGCCACCAGAUCUUCUACAACAAACAACGACAGCCCAAGUGGUAUUUUGUGGCGGUGGAGUCGGUGCUGGACGACGACGCGCCGGAGCCGCAGCGGAGCCUGAGCGACAUCCUCCACAACCCGAGCGAGCUGCAGCGCUUCAAGAGCCAGUUCUCGGCCUUCUUCGACUCGCUCUACACCACCAAGACCGUCACCACCACCGUCACCACCCUGCACCACGCCGGCCCCGGCGCCCACGCGCUCAUGGGCAGCUCCAUCCCCGCCGCCUUCCCGCCCUCUUCCUCCACCACAUUCUCCGCAUUCCCGGCCAUGUCGCACCACUUCCCGCACGCCAUGAUCGGCGCCGCCCAGUACUACCAGCAGCAGCCGCCGCAGCUGGGGCCGGCCUCGUCUGAGGACUACUCGCCGUCGUCCGGGUCGAUGUCGGCCUCUUCGUCGUUCGACUCGUCGUCGCCCGAUUCCAACCCGCUCGACCCAGCCACCACAUCAUCGUCGUCGUCGUCGACCUUGUCGUCGAUGUCGUCAUCGACGCAGGCGUGGAGCAACAUCACGCUGGCCGAGCUUUUGGAGGACGACGAGUGCCGAGCCAUCCUACAGGAGCAGAAGCGAAAGGCCGCCGAGAGUCACCAGCUCCAGCUCCAACAGCAGCAGCAGCUCAACCAACAACGCGUCAAUCUCACCAGCGGCAGCGGCGGAGGGAGCGGCAAGUCGUUGGCCGAUCAGAGCCUCGAGGAGCUGCUCGACGAGUUCGUGCCGCGCACUGCCCAGCCCUCCUGA